UCACUUCUCUUAGGGUUGAACUUAUUCUUCUCAUCGAUCGUUUUACACACACAGUGAUGAUGAUGAUCAUAAUGAUUUUCAGAUCCUUGUCUCUACUUUUAUCUUUCUUCUCUGAUUCUGUUUCUCUCUCGUUCUCUUCAAUAUUUUUAGGGUUCAACUACUCUGAUUUCAGAUGAACUUGUAAAGGCUUAAAUCAGUAAUAUUAUUAAGGUCGAAUGAUUUGUUGAUUUCAUAGAUCUCAAAUCCCAAAUCGCCGACCAACACCAAUUUAUUAAGGAAGAGCUGGGGUUCCUAUAGAAGUCAUGGGAUUGAUGUUUGGGAAGUUUGCAGAUGAAUAUAUAGUUCGUGUGGUUGAUGUUUAUGCUAUUCCUCUGGGGAUGACUUUAUGUUGUGAAAGAAGUUGGGUGAAGGUGCUUUUGGAGUAGUUUAUAGAGUUUCUUUGACAGAGAAACCUUAGCUCAAACUGAAAUAUAUAUAUAAUCCAUUCAAUCUUUAGAUGGCGAUAGAGGAACUGCUUCUAAGCACUCAUUUCUAUGAUUGCUGAUGAGGGCAGCAAUAGUGGGAACUGUGUGUGAGGGAAGUUGAAGUCCGUAAGGCUGUUUUCUGUUAAGUUUAUUUGUAAUCAAAAUUUCUAAUUGCAUUAGUGAUUCGAUUUAAUUUAAGGUAUAUAAGGGUGUUUUUGUGUUCUGUUUCUUUUGAUUGGUUAGGUGCAGCUGGCGUAGGAAAUGAGAGUCACGAAAGUAGUUAGUAUUGACCUUUCUGUAAAUCCUGGAGAUUGGUACUUCCUCAUCCGAAGAUCUGCAAUAAUGGCUAUCUUGCCAUACUGUCAAGCACUGGAGAAGUUCGCUCCUCAUAUCCAACAGGUUAGCAUGGAGACCAAAGGGAAGGGUGUAUCAAUUGAUGGUGUUCCUCUUCCUUUCGAGGAAGGCGAAAUUGAUUUUGGUGAGUCAGAUUCGAAUGACCAACACAGAUUUUACCAGCUAAUUCACCAGGGCCGCGUGAUUCCUUGUGAUUUUAUUGGUGUUGUUAAGAGUCAACAACCUGUGUACCUGAAAGGUGCUACCCUAACAACAGUUCCCUUAAGAGUAAAUGUCUUAUCAAAAGGCUUAUCUUACAAAGAACUGUAAUUAGAUUUUUAUAAUGGGUCACUCAGCCUUCUACUUCCUUCUUUGAACGCGCUGGACAUGUUUGUCACCAAUUGAGCUUUAGGGUUAUCCAAUUCUUAGUUUUUUUGUAAUUUUUAACAUCUUAAAUUGUAAGUAGUUUGAAGUUAUGUAAUAUUUUCUUUUAUCUGUAUGUUUAACAUAGCUUUUUAUUCUUUAUGUUACUUUCAAUUGUUACCUAAGUGAGUUGUAAUACAUUGAUAUGUUGUACUUUUGUCAUAUUCUUCUCGA
This is a messenger RNA of Papaver somniferum (opium poppy), 1394 nucleotides long. RefSeq names its product glucose-6-phosphate isomerase, cytosolic 2B-like. The transcript has 8 exons. Gene Ontology annotation, biological process: glycolytic process; gluconeogenesis; glucose 6-phosphate metabolic process. Gene Ontology annotation, cellular component: cytosol. Gene Ontology annotation, molecular function: glucose-6-phosphate isomerase activity; monosaccharide binding; carbohydrate derivative binding. Bases 726 to 1127 code for a protein of 133 amino acids. Lineage: Eukaryota; Viridiplantae; Streptophyta; Magnoliopsida; Ranunculales; Papaveraceae. The record is from RefSeq and is a predicted model, not a curated record.